AUGUCUGACAAUACCAUGUCAUUCAACCAAGAAACUAUGGUAAUCUUGUCAAUUCUGAUGGCUUUUCUAGCCUUUUCUAUAGUGCUAGGAAAUGGCUUGGUUAUUAUAGCAUUUGUGGUGGACAAAAACCUUAGGCUUCGGAGUAAUUUUUUUUUCCUUAAUCUGGCUAUUUCUGACUUUUUUGUGGGUGCAAUCUGUAUUCCUUUAUAUAUCCCUUAUGAAACAAAGGGUAGAUGGGAUGCUGGAGAUGAGCUCUGUGUAUUCUGGCUAGUUAUUGAUUAUCUUUUGUGUACGACAUCUGUGUAUAACAUUGUCCUUAUCAGUUAUGACCGGUACCAAUCAGUCUGCAAUGCUAUAUCUUAUCGCAAUAGACCAUCAUCGAUCUCAAGGACAGCCACUUUUAUGGCAGCAGUGUGGGUGCUGGCAUUCAUCGUACAUGGUCCAGCAAUUCUAAGUGGGAGCAGAGAUCAGAAUGAGAAAACACAAUGUAGAAAUCAACUUCUUUUUACUGACUAUUACAUCAUCACCACUUCCAUCUUGGAGUUCUUGAUCCCAACUAUCUUGGUGACCUAUUUCAACUAUUGUAUUUAUUGGAGCCUCCAUAGUCGCAGCAGAGGCAGAGGCAGCCUUGUUCCUACCCCUAACAUUUCUUCUUCAAUCCAAGGCAACUCAGUGACAUGUGCAUUCUUUCCAAUGAUGUGUCCUCCUAAACCAGAUGAAGUUUCUUCCUCUUCUGGGAAAAAGAUAAGAAAGAAAAGCCUCUUUGCUUCUUUUAGAACCCGAAAGGAGGAGGAAACAGCUUUUGCUGAAUUAACUUCUUUAUCCCACUUGAAUUCUGUGCCCAUUGAUUUGAGAGCUCAGCGUGAAUUGCUCAGAGACAGAAAAAUAGCCAAGUCACUUGCUAUUAUUUUGGGGGCUUUUGUCUUUUGCUGGGCUCCCUAUAUUUUAUUCACAAUUAUUCGUUUUGCUUGUAAUCAAAGGAGAGACAAUUCCUGGUAUACUUUUACAUUUUGGCUUCAAUGGUUUAAUUCCUUCCUUAACCCUUUUCUGUAUCCUUUGUGUCACAAAAGGUUUCGGAUUGCUUUCAUGAAAAUCUUUUGUAAGAAAAAGCAUACAUCUUCAACACAGUUAUCACUUUCUACUUAA
Molecule: messenger RNA, 1146 nt
Organism: Gracilinanus agilis (Agile Gracile Mouse Opossum)
Lineage: Eukaryota; Metazoa; Chordata; Mammalia; Didelphimorphia; Didelphidae
Gene: HRH4
Product: histamine receptor H4
Exons: 3
Coding region: 1-1146 (381 amino acids)
Biological process (GO): regulation of MAPK cascade; inflammatory response; adenylate cyclase-activating adrenergic receptor signaling pathway
Cellular component (GO): membrane
Molecular function (GO): histamine receptor activity
Source: RefSeq, a predicted model, not a curated record